Molecule: messenger RNA, 2512 nt
Organism: Coccomyxa subellipsoidea C-169
Lineage: Eukaryota; Viridiplantae; Chlorophyta; Trebouxiophyceae; Coccomyxaceae
Product: translation elongation factor G
Exons: 14
Coding region: 1-2190 (729 amino acids)
Biological process (GO): mitochondrial translational elongation
Cellular component (GO): mitochondrion
Molecular function (GO): GTP binding; GTPase activity; translation elongation factor activity
Source: RefSeq, a predicted model, not a curated record
AUGAGUUGUGCAGCAGCCAGCCACCCCUCUCGCACACAUGCACCCUCUAUAGGCACGAAUUUCAGCGCUCUACCUCUCGCUCAAACAGCAACAAAUGACCCUGAUGAGCUGUCUCACAUCCGCAACAUCGGAAUAUCUGCGCACAUUGAUUCUGGGAAGACCACCCUGACAGAGCGCAUCCUGUUCUACACUGGGCGGAUACAUGCAAUCCACGAGGUGCGGGGAAAGGACGGUGUUGGGGCGAAGAUGGAUCACAUGGACCUGGAAAGAGAGAAGGGAAUUACAAUCCAGUCAGCUGCCACCUACUGCACCUGGAAGGACACGUCCAUCAACAUCAUUGACACUCCGGGUCACGUGGAUUUCACUAUUGAGGUGGAGCGAGCGCUGAGAGUGCUGGAUGGGGCCAUCCUCGUGCUCUGUUCUGUGGGUGGUGUCCAGAGUCAGAGCAUUACAGUGGAUCGGCAAAUGCGGAGAUACGACGUUCCACGCCUAGCUUUUAUCAACAAGCUUGAUCGGGCUGGUGCAGACCCUUGGAAGGUGAUAGGUCAGAUGCAGGAUAAGCUGCGGCUAAAUUGCGCACCUGUGCAAUUGCCAAUUGGUCUGGAGGAGGAUCACAAGGGCUUGAUUGACCUCGUCAAGAUGAAGGCCUUCGCAUUUGAGGGCCCCAAUGGAGAAACCAUCACCGAGGUGCCCAUGUCGGCGGAGCAGGCGGCGUGGGCAGCGGAGAAGCGCAGUGAGCUAGUGGAGAAGCUGGCUGACGUGGACGAGCAGCUGGGGGAACUGUUCCUGAUGGAGGAGCCGAUCGACGAGGAGACGCUGCGGGGCGCCAUCCGCCGCGCCACCACCAGCCUCGCCUUCGUGCCCAUCUUCAUGGGAAGCGCCUACAAGAACAAGGGCGUGCAGCUGCUGUUGGACGGUGUCACUGAUUACCUUCCUGCCCCCUCAGACGUCGGCAACAGCGCCCUAGAUGCUGCGAAUGAGGAGCAGCCGGUGGCGCUGCCGUGUUCCCGCGAUGGGCCGCUGGUGGCGCUGGCGUUCAAGCUGGAGGAGGGGCGCUUUGGGCAGCUGACCUACAUGCGCAUCUACUCCGGCACCAUCAGCAAGGGCGACAACGUCAUCAAUGUCGUCACCGGCAAACGCAUCAAGGUGCCGAGGCUGGUGCGCAUGCACAGCAACGACAUGGAGGACAUCAUGGAGGCGGGCGCUGGGGACAUCGUGGCCAUGUUCGGCAUCGAGUGUUCCACCGGCGACACCUUCACCGACGGCACCGUCAGGUACACGAUGACGUCCAUGAAUGUGCCGGACCCUGUGAUGAGCCUGGCCAUCCUGCCCAAGACGCGCGAGGCUGCCGGCAACUUCUCCAAGGCGCUGAGCCGGUUCCAGAGGGAGGACCCCACCUUCAAGGUCAGCACAGAUCCUGACACUGGCCAGACCAUCAUCAGUGGGAUGGGCGAACUCCACCUGGACAUCUAUGUGGAGCGCAUGAAGAGGGAGUACAAGGUGGAUGCCGAGGUGGGCAAGCCGCGGGUGAAUUACCUGGAGGCCAUCACCAAGCGCAUCAAUUUCGACUACCUCCACAAGAAGCAGACAGGUGGCCAGGGGCAGUAUGGGCGGGUGAUAGGCUACAUGGAGCCGACGCCAGAGGAUGAGCCAGAGCGCUUUGUGUUUGCGCGUGAGAUUGUGGGCAACGCCAUCCCGCCAAGCUUCCUGCCGGCCUGCGAGAAGGGCUUCCGCGAAGCCGCCAACUCCGGCGGCCUCACCGGCCACCCCGUGCAGGGGGUGCGUGUGGCGCUGACGGAUGGGGCGGCGCACGCGGUGGACAGCAGUGAGAUGGCGUUCAAGCUGGCGUGCCAGUACGCGUUCCGGGAGGCCUUCAUGCGCGCGGCGCCCGUAAUCCUGGAGCCCGUGAUGGCCGUGGACGUUCGUGCGCCCUCCGAGUUCCAGGGCACCAUCAUCGGCGACCUCAACCGCCGCAAGGGCAUCAUCCUGAAUAGUGAAGGCGAGGGCGACGACGUCGUCAUGCAGGCCCAGGUGCCGCUGAACGAGAUGUUUGGGUACAGCACGGGCCUGCGCUCCAUGACUCAGGGCAAGGGCGAGUUCACGAUGGAGUACGCUCGCCACGCCCCCGUCAGCACAGAGCGCCAGGCCGAGCUCACCGCCUCCUACAAGCGGGAGAGGGCCGCCUCCUGAGCAUUCGACCCGCCCGGGCAGCUGUCGAGUUGCUGGGCGGAUCAAGUGCUUGUGUCUCACCUAGCCCAACUGCGUCGUUUAGAUCAACUGUCAUGGACUGAGUAGUCUGAGCCUGAAGUUGGCUAGGUGCGGUGCAUAAAUUGCCAACAAAGAUUUUCUGCUCGACAUAACUGUACACGUGUGCUUCUGCUGCUAAUUAAGUAGGUAUUGAUUGCGUGCAGAUGCAUGCCGACCUGAUUGCCUUCAGGGCGUUCAAAGUUAGCCCAACUCUUUAUAUCCUUAUAAUCCAGCAAGGAUCUUAAGAAAGACGGUUUGUAUGCGC